AUGACUAGGAAGAGAAAUUGCAAGGGCGGUACUCCGUUCAUGAAGCCGGAGGACCUGCACAUGUGGCUCAUAUCUCUUGUACUCCUUAUGGUACUGACUUCCAGUUUCUCUUUCGCCUCAAAUGAGUUUCUCCCAGCAAACGAUCCUCCUUGGAUUGAAUUUGGCAUCAUCUUUGCAGUGAUGACAGUUUCGGACUUUGUAUGGGGGGUUAUGCCUCCACUGCUCCUGGUGGUGAAGUCAUUUUCGUCGUUUUUUGGUGCUGUAGUUGGGCACCUGGGUUACCGCAUGGUCCAGGUGUUUUACCAACAGCUGUGGGACUCAAGACGCUCGUCACUGCCUAUUUCUGCAUGUUUCGGGACAAGUGCUGAUUCUAGGGAAAACGCAGUAAAGCGCCGGCUCACCUUGUGGAAAGAUGACAUGUUGCUUUAUGUCACUAAAAUAGAAGAUACGGGGGUUUGGAACGAGGAAAAGGAGAUUUGUUUGUUUGUGGUGCCGAGCUGUCACUACGGUUACGUGGACUGCGAAUGGUAUCUGGACAUCAGGCUACGGGAGGCGAUUGGAGGUAAAUUUUACAGUCCGGAUGAGUAUGAAAUGAAAGCGGCAAGACACCGAUCGAUCCUCGCAACGGCAGUGUCUGUUGAGCGUAGUCCGAGUGACCGCUGUAGCACAAACGAGACUUUCAGACUUCUGCCUUUUUUCAAGAAGGGGCUACCGUUGCGCGUACAGCCGGGUAGCGUGCAGCCCGACGAAAGAACUACUGCUGCAGCAAACGUUCCUAGAAAAGCAACAGAGCCUUCGCCGGAGAUGCCUCCGGGUGCUUCUUCCCGCCGCUCGCCUCAUAUGCCAGCUGAGAGUCAAAUGCCUUGUAGAGCUGACAAAGGUAAAUGCUUCCGGAGGUGGAGGCGUCUUGCUUGGAAAUUCAGUUCAAUCCGACGUAUAAGGUCUUCGAAGAACCAAAAUGGAGUGUUUUCCACGGGGGUUUCAGCAGGUAGCGUAGAUGCAAAUGCAUUGCCUUGCUCGCAGGUGGAAAGAUACACCGGCCAAGACCCUGUUCAGUUGGAAUUCCUUGGAGUGCGCUUGCAGAGGCCUUCUUGGAGAGGAACUCUGUUGGCCGUGUGGCCACCUGUGCUCCAAUUUGCACUUCUGUCGGCGCUUAUUUUGCCCAUGAAGCAAAUGGAUAGGCGGGGGGGAAGGAAUGCUUGGAAAUUUCAGCUUUUAGCCCUGGGACAGGCAGUGACCUACGUCAGCUUCAUGUUCUAUGAGUUGCUGGAGAGCUGCCACAUUAUGGCCAAGGGACACGUUUUAACAGAAGUGACCAAAGUUCCCCAAGGAGUGGAGCUCAACUUUGUUCUUGGCAGCCAUCUUGUCCUCCCACUGUUUAGCAUAGCCCUCACUGUCCAUCUGCGGCGCAUUCCGGAGGUUGCGAUUCUAAUUACGUGUAUGGGGUCUGCCGUAUUGACGGUAGUGACUUUGGCAUUUGUAGGCUGGGAUUACAAAGUCAUGGCGUUCUUCAUGCUUGGCCGCAUUCUCUAUUCCCUUUUCGCUAUAAUGGUGGCCAGGUAA
Messenger RNA from Eimeria acervulina, 1563 nucleotides. RefSeq lists its product as hypothetical. Lineage: Eukaryota; Apicomplexa; Conoidasida; Eucoccidiorida; Eimeriidae. Bases 1 to 1563 code for a protein of 520 amino acids. The transcript has 9 exons. The record is from RefSeq and is a predicted model, not a curated record.